This is a messenger RNA of Drosophila montana, 2984 nucleotides long. It is a transcript of the gene cas, whose product is annotated as castor. Gene Ontology annotation, biological process: regulation of neuron differentiation; positive regulation of transcription by RNA polymerase II. Bases 143 to 2587 code for a protein of 814 amino acids. The transcript has 4 exons. NCBI's taxonomy places the organism in Eukaryota, Metazoa, Arthropoda, Insecta, Diptera, Drosophilidae. The record is from RefSeq and is a predicted model, not a curated record. Gene Ontology annotation, cellular component: nucleus. Gene Ontology annotation, molecular function: DNA-binding transcription factor activity, RNA polymerase II-specific; RNA polymerase II transcription regulatory region sequence-specific DNA binding.
AUCUGAAGAUCGUGAUCAGAGUCGAGCGUGUGCUGUGAAAUCUGUGAAAAUCUUGUGAACCAAGAAUUUUUUAUCAAAGAAAAAUCAAUUGAUUUUGCGUGCUGUGUUAUCCUUAUAAAAAAAAAUAUAACGUGAUCACAAAAUGUCCAAUCAAAUGGAAUUUAUGAUGCAGCUUUAUAUGAUGAACCUGCUGCAGCAACAACAACAACUGCAGCAGCAGCAGCAGCAGCAGCAACCGCAACAACAACAACAGCUGUCCAGCUUUGCCUACACACAGAAAGAGGAUAUCAGCAGCAGCACAUGCCUGCAACAGCAGCAGCAACAACUGCAGCAGCAGCAGCAACACAAGACAAGAACGCACAAACGAACAAAUUCGCAAAACACGAACUGUAGUAGUAGCCGUAGUUGUAGUCCCAAUAGUAAUUUGAAUGCUUUAUCACAACAACAAUAUGAGCAAAAUGCUACAACACUAACAACACAGGCAACACCAACAACACCUAACAACAACACAAACACUAACACAAACUUUGACUAUCAGUUGCCACAAAUGUUGCUGAGCACUUUGUCACCACUGACACAGUACAUGUUGCAACAACAACAGCAACAACAGCUGCAGCAGCAGCAACAACAACAGCCGCAGCAGCAGCAGCAGCAACAUUUGCUGACAACUUCAACAACAAACCUGUUACUAACCCCCAACACGCCCAGCUCCAUGCAGCAAAUGCUGUUGGAGAAUUUCCCUAGCUCCCUGAAAAGCGAGCAAUUUUCCGUAAAUAACUUUUUGCAAUCCUCCACAGUGACAUCAACGCCAAACGAGCAAGCAGCAGCAGCAGCAGCAACAGCAGCAACAUCUGCAGCUGGCAACCUUUCGGCAGUCACAGUCAAACAUGAGCAGGAUUUCGAUGAUGAGGACGACAAGCCGCUGUCCAGCUUGAAUAGCUGCAGCUCCUCGGGCCUGGCCAGCACCAAUGAUGCUAGCACCAGCGCCAGCACCGAGAAGCUGCUCCUGUUGUCCGGCAUACAGCCGCUGGAGAGUACGAGCACCACCGACAGCAACGACUCGCCCAGCAUGUACACGCCCGUCAAGCAGCCAGCGGACUCCUCCUACAAUGUCGUCACCAGCAUCGAUAGUAAUGAGGCCAAAUUGAGCACGCCUCUGGCACAAAGCAACUCACUGCUGACGCCGCCGCCAUCCAGUGAUCAGGGCAAGGGCAUUGUCAGUCUGAGCACGGCCAGCAGCUUGGAUGCCUUUCUGCAGAACGAGGAGAAUCUGAAGAAUCUGCGCAAGGUGUCCUCGUAUCUGGAGUGCGAAAAUACGCUCUGUCGGCAGGAGACGCUGCGCGAGCAUUUCCACUGCUACGAUGAGCCCUGCCAGGGUAAGAUAUUGAGCAAAAAGGAUGACAUCAUACGCCACCUAAAGUGGCACAAGAAGCGCAAGGAGAGCUUCAAACUGGGCUUUGCACGGUUCUCUUCCGCGGAUGACUGUGCGCCCGCCUAUGGCGAUGGCUGUGCCUACAAUUGGAAGCAGACCCACUAUCACUGCGUUUACGAGCACUGUCCCAAGGUCUAUGUGAGCACCAGCGAUGUGCAGAUGCAUGCCAACUUCCAUCGCAAGGACUCGGAGAUUGUGAACGAGGGAUUCCGGCGUUUUCGUGCCCACGAGAAUUGUCGCAUUGAAGAUUGCCCCUUCUACGGCAAGAAGAUAUCGCACUAUCAUUGUUGCCGCGAGGGCUGCAAUCACACCUUCAAAAACAAGGCCGAUAUGGACAAGCACAAGACGUACCAUUUGAAGGACUAUCAGCUGACGCAAGAUGGCUUCAAGAAGAUACUCAAAACGGAGCAGUGUCCUUUCGAGUCCUGCAAGUUCUCCACGGUGUGCAACCACAUACACUGCGUGCGCGAGAACUGCAACUAUAUCCUGCACUCAAGCAGCCAAAUGAUAAGCCACAAGCGCAAGCACGAUCGCCAGGAUGGCGAACAGGCCUAUCAGCAGUUCAAGAGCAAACAGGAGGACACGGACGACACCACCUCACUGGAUGCAACACCGCUGCCGACCAGUGCCGCCAAUAGCAACAGCUCCAACUCCACCACACCGCUCUCCUCGCUCUCCGCGGAACACUUUCUGGCACGCAAACGUGGUCGGCCGCCCAAGAAGAUUCAACUUCCCGCCGAUGCACAGCAAUCGGAGACGAAGCGUCUGAAACUGGAGGACACCGAAAGCAAUCCGGCGACAACAGCACCGACACAGUUCCAGCCUACGCCCAACAGCAAUACAUUGAGCAGCGCUCUGUUCCCCAAUCUGCUGCCCAACUUUACGGCCGCUGCCGCCGCCGCAGCUGCCGCAGACGCUGCAACGGCGCCGAAUUUCCAGCUGACGCAUUUGAUGGCGCUCUUCCAGCUGCAGAAUCCGCUCUUCUAUCAGAAUCUGUAUCCGGGCGCCGCGGCAGCCAAUAUGCUGGCCGUGCCACAGAAUGCGUCCAUGUUUGGCAAUCUGGCCGCCUUCAGCGCAGCGGCCGCUGCGGCAGCGGCGGGCGUCCAGCAGCAGCCGAAGAGCGAGUUUAGCAUUAAGCCCGAGUUCAAGGAGUAGCUGGGAACGUCCUAGCGCUCUACAGAUGUCUAUAGGUGUAUAUAUAUAUAUGUAUAUGUAUAUAGAGGUAGUCGUAGUUAUAUAGAAGACUGACUGAUACGGACGUUUUGUUAGACAGCGGCCAGGCAUCAGGCUCUAAGCAGGAUUUCGUCAAAGGGGAUCCGGUAAAAUGUUGGAUGGCCGGGACGUCUCUUUGCCUUUUUUUUAGCCCAUUCCUUCUGCAAAAGCCAACUCAGCCACAUUUUGUUGGCUCGAAAGCCUUUACAAAAUGUUGCUGAAUUCGCUUUUAUAAAUAUUUGUUUCUUUUUUUUUUAAACCUUUUCUUAUCCAAAAAUUUCAGCAUUUCGAACUAAAAAAAAAUAAAACUUGAAUUUAGUUUAACUAAAACUGUGAUGUU